Molecule: messenger RNA, 2720 nt
Organism: Dreissena polymorpha
Lineage: Eukaryota; Metazoa; Mollusca; Bivalvia; Myida; Dreissenidae
Product: protein-glutamine gamma-glutamyltransferase K-like
Exons: 12
Coding region: 217-1908 (563 amino acids)
Biological process (GO): peptide cross-linking
Molecular function (GO): protein-glutamine gamma-glutamyltransferase activity
Source: RefSeq, a predicted model, not a curated record
AAUUCUGUUUUUAUUUACCUGUACGACGAUAUGAAAUUAUGAUUAUACAAAUAUUAAAAUACUUUAAUUUGGAUUGCAGUUUUAUUUAUGAAACUGUCCUUUUGCGUCGAAAUAAUAACGGAUUCUGCUAACUUGGUUACAAAUGACCAUGUGCCAAAAUGACCUCUUAAACUCCAAGGACUGUGCUGAUUGACACAUUAUUCAUGUUGAGACUUAAUGGCUCCAUCUUCUUUCCUGCUUUUUUUCCAUUGGGAAGAUGACGCCGUGUAUUUUCCGGACACUGCCAAACUGUCAGAGUAUGUGCUGAACGACAGCGGCUGCAUGUUCACCGGAACAGACCGCCAGAUUGGAGCUAUCCCAUGGUUCUAUGGGCAGUUCGAACCCGGUAUUCUGGAGGCUACUAUGUUAUGUUUGCAAAAGGCAUUCAACUUCCGGUCCGUGUCUGCCAUGGGAGAUCCCGUGCACGUGUCACGUGCCAUUUCGAGAAUAGUUAACAGUCAAGAUGACAACGGAGUGAUGGUGGGUGACUGGUCCGGUUGCUAUGACAAUGGCCGGCCUCCACUCAGCUGGGUGGGGAGCGUCGCCAUCCUUCGCCAGUACAUGAAGUCAGGGCUCCCGGUUAAGUACGGACAGUGCUACGCGUUCGCAGGCGUCGUAACAACGAUGUGUCGCGCCCUUGGACUGCCGUGUCGACCGGUGACAAACUUCUCGUCGGCCCAUGACACUGACGGCAGCGUCACCCUGGACGUUCACUGGAACUUCACCGGAAACACCGAGCUGAAGGAUCUUAACACAGACUCCAUGUGGAACUUCCACGUGUUCAACACGGUCUGGAUGCGCCGGAAGGACCUAACAUUUGGACACGACGGCUGGCAGGUGAUUGAUGCUACACCUCAGGAAAUCAGCGGCGGUAUGUAUGCGUGCGGUCCCAGCCCCGUUGCGGCCAUUUUAAAUGGUCGCUGUGACGUCGUGUAUGAUACGUCAUUCCUGUUCGCCGCCGUCAAUGCCGACCGCGUGCACUGGGGCCGACAGAAAGACGACACGUGGAAAGUGAUUGCUAUAGAAACAUCUGCGACCGGGAAACGUCUGUGCACUAAGGUAGCCGACGGACGCCCGGUGUCCGCGUCACUUACGCACUGCGAUAACUUGAUAGAUGACGUCACUGACCAAUUCAAACAUAAAGAAGAUACCGGAAGGGAACGCGCGUCAGUGGUGUUAGCCAGUACACUGUCACCUAGAGCGCGCAAAGACGUCUACAGUAAACAAAACGAUAUUGAAAUGACUGUCCAAGGACCAGAUAACGUCAUGGUUGGUUUUGACGUCAGCAUAUCAGUCACGUGUAAGAACAAGAGUGAGGAAAAGAGACAUCUUGAGGGUAACGUGUUUGUUGAGGUCAUCACAUACACGGGGAAAACGUUAGCCACGUGCAAAGUCGAGGAGGCAAAACUGACUCUUGGUGGCUUCGAACGUAAAUUACUCGCCAUUCCUGUGAAGGCUGCAUCAUAUAUUGACCACGUGACAGAGGCGGCUAUGUUGAAAGUGUCGAUACUGAUGCGUGACACUCAACGUGAUAACCUGUAUGUCGCCCAGGAGACGUUCCGAUUGAGAACCCCGGAUUUAAACAUCAAAUGUUACAACAGCAGUUGCCAAGUGGACAGGGAGGUGACCCUGCGUAUGAGCUUCUCAAACCCUUUGGAUCGACCCCUUACCCAGAGUUACCUCUACGUGGAGAGCGCAGGUGCAGAUGAUCCACGCCUACUUCCCGUGAGGAGCACGCCUGCUUCGUGUGAUAUGACAUGCGACGUAGAACUGACGUUUCAAAGAAAGGGACGUCACUCAAUUUACGCGAACUUCUUCUGCAAAGAGCUUCACAGCGUCAAGGGCGUCUUUGAAGUUUAUGUGCAGUAAUAAACAUCCACAAACUCCAGUCCUAAAAUUGACCUCUUUCUUGUAUGUUUCAAGAGAUAUGGUAAUACAUUUCAUUUAUGUAAUAUUCAAAUGAAUGGACUAUGACGUGUUAACGACAUUCGUGUCGUGGUUCAAUGUGGAAUCUGAACGCGUUUUAAUUUUUCGUUUACCGAGCUUCAGAUAGCAUAAUCUACCGCAAUAGUUAAAAGAAUUAUAUGAAGUCAUGUAUAUAGUUAAGACAUACAUAUAAAUAGUGACACAUUUCAAUUGCAGUAUAUUAACAGUAAAGCAGUCAUUUUUGGAAGUAUUGUAGUUCUUUCAGACACGGGGGAAGGUCAAUCUAUAUGGCCAGAGACGUAGAUGUUAUCUAUCUGUUAUGGUAUAAUUAUGCAUUUAGUAUGCAUUUAUUGUGCAUUGAGAUGUUCAUAGAGUUUAACGCCGGUGCGAUUAUAUGAAUGAAGCGCUUUUGAGGCAUCGCGGUACAUGAAGGAUACAGAUUAAGUAAAGGAACAAAUAAUAAGUUUAACAAAUACGUUAGAGUACGUUAACAAACGAAAACAUGAUUGUCACACGUGUAUAGUAAAACUUGUUAAAACUUGCUCGGAACAUUGUUUACUGCGACAAUUUAUCAAAUGAGAAUAGCUCUAAUUCUAUUUUGAAUGUAUCUCAUAAAUAAAUACAAUUCACCCACAUUUUAUCACAUAUGUUUUAUUUAUCAAGAUAAUAAUCGCUUACAGUAUACAUGUAAUUAUAAUAAUGUUACAACUACAUUUUAUUAUUUAUUUUUUAAUAGUAUGGUAAUAAAAUAUGUA